AUGAAGCGGUUAAUUUGCUUUGUAGUGGUGGCCUCACUACACCUGGCCCGGGGUGACGUUAACCCCUUAGAAGAGUUUUUCAGGCAACGCAACAUUAAUUACCUCCAAAAUGUGCAGGAAGAAGGUGGUGCGUGUUGGAGUGCCCUUAAGGCGUCGUCUGUCGAGACGAAAAUUAAAAUGUUUGAUGCCAGUGCUAAAAUACCGUCGGGAGUGCUAAACUUAAACGGCUUCGAUUUGGGUAACUUCGAUGAGUGUUACAACUUGGAGGAGGAUGUUAAUGGUGAAACCCUUUAUGGCAAAUACUGUAUUGGAACUAUACCAAUUCCAGUUGAUAUGAUGAAGAGCUUAGAUGGAAAUCAAAGUACUAGGACGCUUGGACGAACACAUGUUGGGGUGCAUCUGGCUUACUGCUUACUAAGUCCUUGCACACUAGAAGACUUUUCCCUAAUUCCAUUUAGUGAGUUCGAUGAGCAGUUUUGCUACUCCAAAGCAACUGAACCAGAGUUAGAUGCAUCAGAUAUAACUGCCAUUGUCAUCUUUGGAAUAUUUGGGGUCAUUGUAAUUGUCUCAACCGGCUAUGACUUGUACCUUUUUUACAACGAGUCAAGUAAGUGUAAAAAUGAGGCUCAAACAAUGGAACCCACAGAGAAAUAUUUUCAGAACCCUCACAUCCGAUGAGUUGCCUUUUCCAUUUGGACCAACGGUCGAAAAAUCUUUAAAACUACCUCAGGAGCAGACCAGCUGUCGUGCAUUAACGGAAUUAAAGCCCUCAGCAUGGCCUGGGUCAUCUAUGGACACGUCAACAGCAACAUGGAAGGAACCACCAACUACAACGACGUACAAACUUACAUGAGAGACAACAAAAACAUGUACUUGAUGAACGCACCAGUGUCUGUGGACACGUUCUUUGCCGUUGCUGGACUGCUGACGGUGUACACUUUCCUAAAAUCAAUGGAUAAGGGUGUCAAGUUUAGUAUUCCGAUGUUUUAUGUGCACAGAUACUUAAGGUUAACUCCAGCUCUGGCUGUUAUUGUGCUUUUAAAUGCCACCCUGUUGAGGCACAUGGGGAGUGGGCCACUCUGGGGGACCAUCCAAAGCUACGUUGAUACCUGCCACGAUUAUUGGUGGUCCGCUUUGUUGUACGUCCAAAACUAUGUGAAUCCUGAAGAGAUGUGUGUGGCACAAUCUUGGUAUUUGUCUGUGGAUACACAAUUGUACGUCCUGUCACCAAUAGUUUUGCUUCUAUUGGUUUGGUACCCAACUAUUGGGCUUGUAACUUUAGGGUUACUUAUUUUGGCUGGUAAUAUUGUACCCUUUGUUAUAACUUACACAAUGGAGUUGCCUGCUACCAUGUUGGGUGACAUGAGUACCUUAUUGGACUACAUGAAGUACUACUACUUCCAAACUUAUUCACGAUUUGGUCCUUACGUCAUAGGUAUGUUGUUUGGUUGGAUCAUUUACAACUUAAGGAAAAAAGACAUGAUUCAAUCAAUGGAUAAAACUAAAAGAAAAUGGCUUGUCAUCACCACUUGGAUAACCGCUUUGGUGGGCCUUGCUGUUUGUCUUUAUGCCGGAGCCAAUGUUGUUACCAACAAAGAAGAUGGCCUAAUAGCCAGAUCCUUUUUUAAUGGCUGCAACAGAAAUGGUUGGGCUUUGGCAGUCUGUUUGGUGAUAACUCUUUGUUCAAUUGGAUAUGGAGGUCCAAUUAAUGGUUUACUCUCUCUUCCUCUCUUCCAAAUUUUGUCAAAAUUAUCAUACUCAAUGUAUUUGGUGCACUUCAGUUUAGUGGUGACCCAAAGAUAUUUAUCAGCAAAGGUUUUAUUCUACUUUUCAGUUGGUAAUGUUAUUCAUGCGUUCUUUGGUGAUUUUAUAGUUACUUUAAUUUACUCAUUUUUCCUUUGUACUAUUUUUGAAUCUCCAAUCAUCACCAUCGAAAAGUGGAUCUUCGGAGAUCAGAAAAAAUCAUCAGAGAAAUCUCCGGUCUAGGAUUAAAUAAGAAAUUGUGAAUAUUAUUUAUUUAUUUAUUAUAGGAUUAAAAAAUGUUUAUUUUUCUAUGAUUUUUUUAUUUUUAUCCACUGUAUUAGUUUGAAAUAAUAAAAAUUAUGUAAAAACACA
This is a messenger RNA of Aethina tumida (small hive beetle), 2115 nucleotides long. RefSeq names its product nose resistant to fluoxetine protein 6. Gene Ontology annotation, molecular function: acyltransferase activity, transferring groups other than amino-acyl groups. Lineage: Eukaryota; Metazoa; Arthropoda; Insecta; Coleoptera; Nitidulidae. The record is from RefSeq and is a predicted model, not a curated record.